This is a messenger RNA of Phytophthora nicotianae INRA-310, 348 nucleotides long. RefSeq lists its product as hypothetical. Bases 1 to 348 code for a protein of 115 amino acids. Gene Ontology annotation, biological process: glucan catabolic process. The transcript is spliced from 2 exons. Gene Ontology annotation, molecular function: beta-glucosidase activity. Lineage: Eukaryota; Oomycota; Peronosporomycetes; Peronosporales; Peronosporaceae. The record is from RefSeq and is a predicted model, not a curated record.
AUGGUUGGCAACAAGAAAGACGAAGAGACUGCAUUGGAACUAGCACGUGAAUCUAUUGUACUCCUGAAAAAUGAAGACGACGUGUUGCCGUUGUCGAAAAGCGCGUCGGUGUUCCUCACGGGUCACUCUGCGGAUAACGUUGGCUUGCAAUGCGGUGGCUGGACGUGGACCUGGCAGGGCCACUCAGGUAACGCGAUGUUCCAGCACGGUAUUUCCGUUCGCAAGGGCCUGGAGAACCUGGUUGGCAACAACUCCUUCACGUACUUUAACGGGCUUCAGUCAGCACGAGUAUACAAUUGCAGCCAUCGGAGAGGCCAAUUAUGCGGAGAAACCUGGAGAUAUCGAUGA